Guillardia theta CCMP2712 is the source of this 690-nucleotide messenger RNA. RefSeq lists its product as hypothetical. The transcript has 8 exons. Lineage: Eukaryota; Cryptophyceae; Pyrenomonadales; Geminigeraceae. The record is from RefSeq and is a predicted model, not a curated record. Bases 1 to 690 code for a protein of 229 amino acids. Gene Ontology annotation, molecular function: protein binding.
AUGGAGACAGAGGAGACAGAGAGGAACGAAACAGUGGCGAGGGCUCCAAAGGUUAUUCCACCGGAAGUUGUUCAGCAGAUGAACUACAAGAUGUGGGAAGCCGCUAUAGAGGGGAACGAGCCCUUGUUUGUCAAGGCUGUGGAGUCAGGGGCGAACGUGAAUGCUUUCUGCAGACUGAAGGAUAAGUGGAAGAAUAUCACAGUUGGCGAGAUCGCGGGGUUCGAUGAGUCGCAGACAGGCUUGAAUGUGCACUGGAUGGAGUUGAACAACUACACAGCCUUGCAUCUUGCGGCAGCUUGUGGAAAUGCUGCCAUCAUCGACAAGCUCAUAGAAUACGGCGCGGACAUCAAUGUGGAGUGUUUACAACGGAUCAAUCCCUUCCCCACUGCCUUCGGAUUCAAGAUUCCACUUCUGAGUGUGAACAAACCUCUCAUCUACAAGUGCACUCCGUUGCGCAUCGCUCGCGCGGCCAACUGUGGGAGAUGCUUCUACACUUCGUAUCAGAAGUGUGUCGACAAACUGGAAGCUGCGAAGGCCGUCGACAACGAUUUCCACUAUCCUGCAGUGAUCAUGGGCUCGGCCUUCUUGCUUGCGUACUUGGGGCUCAAGGGCUGGCCCUUCGAGUGGUUCGAGGAAUGGCCGUACAACUGGGCUGACUACCCGGACCUUGCCAAGUACCUCCCAAGAUGA